Molecule: messenger RNA, 1008 nt
Organism: Quercus robur (English oak)
Lineage: Eukaryota; Viridiplantae; Streptophyta; Magnoliopsida; Fagales; Fagaceae
Product: protein argonaute 1-like
Exons: 3
Coding region: 1-606 (201 amino acids)
Source: RefSeq, a predicted model, not a curated record
AUGCACAUUGACCUUACAUUUACACUAGAGCUUGUGGAGGAGCUAGGCCGACUUAAAUUGGCGAAUGCGCUUGCAGAAGCAGUUGACAUUGAUACACAGGCCCCAGUUCGUGGCGGGCAAUGUGGUGGGUCUCGUGGGGGUGGACAUCGUGGAGGUGGUCAAGCUGGUCGCAGCCGUACGAACGAGUCGGCUCCCAUCUACGAGGAAGGUAAUGAGGAGGUUGUAGAAGAGGCAUGGCUUGGCACUGAUUGGGGCACUGUUCCAGCCCACACUACAUCCUAUGGUGCUAGCACGGACUUUGAGGGCCCUCCUCGUAUGUCGCCCCCAGUUUUCAGUGGAUCUGCCCAUGAUGGUGGAUGCAUAUUUGUCCCCACACCAGGCAUGCCCACCCCACCUCUAGUGCAUGUGGACCCCACCAUGUCAGCUCCAUCUCAAACCGCCCACGGAGAGGCUGUACAGAUUGAGCAGAUACCAGCUGAGGACAUUGAGCCGGUGGAGGCUUUGCGGAGAUCGCGACGCCCGCGUGCGCAUGCUCCCGAUUGCGGGACCGGUGAUGGUAAGAUUAGACCUGUCAGGGCAUAUGGGCGGAAACGAAAAGAUCAUUAAAUGCCUUAGUGUAUGCUUAUACUUCCUGCCUAUAGGUGACUGCAUAGUUACGUUUCACUUUUCUUCUAAAGUCGUAUUUUUUUUUUAGACCUAACUGCAAUGGUGGACACGAAAAGGCCAUUGAGCUGGAUUGUCCUUGUGUGCUUAUUCUUCAUGUGUAUAGGUGACUGGAAUAAGCAUGCAAAAUGUUCUACUAAUUGGGGAGAAUCUUGGUGGCUGUGCAUCUAUUUCUGGAUCAUUGCUUGGGGAGAAUACUGGCUGUCAAUGUGUUUGUUGUCAAGAAAUUGAUAUUUUGGAGAAAACCCAUAAGGCGUAUUGUAUUUAUUGAUGUAUUAGGAAGUUUUUCUGCACUUGGAGUUUUGAUUGCAAUUUGACAAAUGUCUGGAUUGGUAUUCAUUUGAA